Closterium sp. NIES-65 is the source of this 909-nucleotide messenger RNA. Lineage: Eukaryota; Viridiplantae; Streptophyta; Zygnematophyceae; Desmidiales; Closteriaceae. The record is from the annotation of a GenBank genome assembly.
AUGCUGCUCACCACUGAGGCGAUGCUGCUCACCACUGAGGCGAUGCUGCUCACCACUGAGGCGAUGCUGCUCACCACUGAGGCGAUGCUGCUCACCACUGAGGCGAUGCUGCUCACCACUGAGGCGAUGCUGCUCACCACUGAGGCGAUGCUGCUCACCACUGAGGCGAUGCUGCUCACCACUGAGGCGAUGCUGCUCACCACUGAGGCGAUGCUGCUCACCACUGAGGCGAUGCUGCUCACCACUGAGGCGAUGCUGCUCACCACUGAGGCGAUGCUGCUCACCACUGAGGCGAUGCUGCUCACCACUGAGGCGAUGCUGCUCACCACUGAGGCGAUGCUGCUCACCACUGAGGCGAUGCUGCUCACCACUGAGGCGAUGCUGCUCACCACUGAGGCUAUGCUGCUCACCACUGAUGCGAUGCUGCUCACCACUGAGGCGAUGCUGCUCACCACUGAGGCGAUGCUGCCCACCACUGAGGCGAUGCUGCUCACCACUGAGGCGAUGCUGCUCACGACUGCUGGCGCACCAGAGGAACUUUUUUCCAUAUCUCUUACUAAUCAUUUUCCAUAUCUCGCUUGGCAGCGAGGGGGAGGUAGCGACGGCUCUGGUGGUAUGGCUUUCGCCGCCGCGGCCAACUUGCACACGGCAAGCAGCAAGGCAGAGUGUGCCUGCCUGCCCUCUCGACACCGGCAGCAGAAAGGCCAGGGGGCAACGCUGUUGCUUACCUCGUGCGCUGGCUCACCUCCUUGUCUCCACGUGCUCUCCUGCCCGUCCUUGCAGAGGCACAGGGCUGACGUGACACUGGGGCACCACGCAUGGGCGUGGGGAGGCCAGGAGGUGCAGAGGAGAGGAGAGGAGGUGCCAGAAUCACUGACUGGCGGGGCUCCUCUGCCAUUCACCUUGUAA